Branchiostoma floridae (Florida lancelet) is the source of this 958-nucleotide messenger RNA. RefSeq names its product protein O-mannosyl-transferase TMTC1-like. Gene Ontology annotation, molecular function: mannosyltransferase activity. The record is from RefSeq and is a predicted model, not a curated record. The annotation marks the transcript as partial. Gene Ontology annotation, biological process: protein O-linked glycosylation via mannose. The transcript is spliced from 6 exons. Lineage: Eukaryota; Metazoa; Chordata; Leptocardii; Amphioxiformes; Branchiostomatidae.
UUCUGGGUAAUAUUCCUGCCCACAGGGAGUCCAAACAAAAAUGGCGCCCAAAAACUUGGGGAGGAAUGGAGCUCCCAGGCCUUCCAGACUAGCGCCUGAAAAGAAGGUGUAUCGUCCAGGGACAGCGGGCGAUCUCGGAUUACCUAAUAUUUCUAGACCCAUGUGCUAUAUGCUGGUGUGUGUGGUGGCGGCUGGCUGCUAUCUCAACAGCCUUCCCGGAGAUUUUGUGCACGACGAUGUGAUGGCGAUCAAAACCAACAAAGAUGUUUUGGGGAAAACGCCCCUCUCUGAAGUUUUCAUGAAUGAUUUCUGGGGGAAGAGAAUGUCGGAUAACACCAGCCACAAGUCGUACCGGCCCCUGUGUGUCCUCACGUUUAGAAUCAACCACCUGGUGGGAGGGCUGGACCCCUCGGGGUUCCAUGCUGUGAAUGUGCUGCUGCACACAGCUGUGACGGUGCUGUACAUGUACGUGUGUGAACAGGUGGUGUUCAGCUGUGUCCACCUGUCCCUGCUGGCUGGCCUCAUGUUUGCUGUUCAUCCAGUCCACACUGAAGCGGUGAGUGGUAUUGUUGGUCGAGCGGAUGUUCUGGCUGGGCUGUUAUUCCUUCUGUCGUUCCUGGCCUUCACAAAAAGUGUAUCUACAGUGUGCAGCAGUCUGGAGUUCCCUCCCGUGGUGUACCACAGACAGUACACCCUGUGCCUGGUGCUGGCAGGCUGUGCCAUGCUGGUGAAGGAACAGGGCAUCACCGUGCUGGGUGUGUGUGUGCUGUAUGACACCAUCAUCUGCAGGAGGGGCAUUCUCAGACAUGUGAGGGAGCGCAGUGUUUCUGGAUUUCUACAGGACAGCAGACCAUUCCUCAAGAGAAGUGCUGUUACAGGCAUGGUGGUCCUGUGUUUGCUGUGUUUCCGGGUGUGGAUGUUGAAUGGCACACUACCCCAGUUCUCUGACACACAUGUA